Messenger RNA from Gaeumannomyces tritici R3-111a-1, 3430 nucleotides. RefSeq lists its product as hypothetical. Gene Ontology annotation, molecular function: serine-type endopeptidase activity. The record is from RefSeq and is a predicted model, not a curated record. The transcript is spliced from 4 exons. Bases 214 to 3114 code for a protein of 966 amino acids. Gene Ontology annotation, biological process: proteolysis. NCBI's taxonomy places the organism in Eukaryota, Fungi, Ascomycota, Sordariomycetes, Magnaporthales, Magnaporthaceae.
CAGAGCGGGCUUUGCAGAAGAUCGCUAAUCGGUCUCUCUCGAGUUCGACCUAAUUUGUGUGUGGGUUCGACAGAAGGAGCCUUCGCCACCGUCUGUGGUGAUUUUCGUUCCCAAGGUGCACUAAAUUUCAGGCUUCAAAGGCAAGCAGAUGCUGGAAUUCUAACUCACAGUAUAGUCUGCUGUUCGUUGACGUCACGAUAGCUGCUUUUAUCAAUGGAAUCGACGGAAGUGAAUUGGCUUCGCGACAGCAUCGAGUUUCGCCUGGUCAGCGAGCUUUGCCAUCAGUGCUGCAAUCGCCUCGCACCCCCUACGUCCGGCAAAGCAAAGGGGACCUCCAGACGGCAAAAUAAAGCAUGGGCGCUUGGUAUCGAGCUACGGAAAACCCUCAGGCGUCCAUCAGAUCUCGACCUCCUUCUUGGUCUGGACCCGACGGACGACGACGAAGAUAUCAGGGAGGCCCAGGGGGUGCUGGAGCUGCUCUGUGCUGCCAUUAACAAUAUUUCGGAGCCCAUCCAGAACCCGACUUCAGCUCCACAGCAGGGGCAGAAAUUGAAAUACGAACGGUUUGAGAACCUUCUACAGCGACUGAAGACUUCGGACACUAGGCAACAAAUCGAAGUCAUAUCUGGUCCCAGCCUCACCCCCUAUCGACGAUUGUUCGUUUCGCCACAGGCAGGCAACAGCGAGAGCGUGACGAAGGCGCUGAAAGAGCUGAACGAAAUCUUGGAUUAUGUUGCGGAACCGAAUGCCAACCUGACCGAUAUACCGGGUGCCGCGGCGACGGAAGCAAAUCUUGCGACGAGUUGGACGGAGACACCUCCCCAGCCGCUUCCCCAAGGCCUAGUGAGGAAUGGAGUCCAAAGAUGCUUUAGACACGCGGAGGUCGCCAUCAAAGCAAUCUGCUCGAAGUUGUCAAAGUGCGAAUACAGGGCGACGAAGGCCCACGACAUCCUGAUACAGCUGCCGGCGGUCGAACACAUCACGUCGCCAAACGGCCGCUCUCCGGGGUUGGAGCUGGAGCUGUUCCUUUCAGUCUGUCCGGACUCAUCUGGCUGGCAGGAGGCCAAGGUCAUUCGCCAAAGCAGCAAACAUGGUUCCUCCUAUUCGUCGAUAUGCAGCGCAGUUCAGGAGGCGCUUGCCUUGGGGGCCAGUCUAAAUUUAUAUAUCCAGGACCAACUGACCGGAAUCGUCGAAAACGACUUCCAAAUCCCCUCGGUCGAGCCCAUGGACUGCGGAAAAUCGAAGCCAAAGAAAUCAAGAACGCUGCAUAAGAUGCUCUGCUCCAAGACUCUCAGACGGCACUCUUCUAUCAGCAGCUUCCGAAUUUCCGCCACCGUUCACAUUGUCAGCGCGGACGAGCGAAAAACCCUCGCAGUCCAGGUCAUCUUCGGCCUUGUGAUGUGUUUGCGCUACGGCUGUAUCGCGGCGACAUGGGACUCUAAGAAGGUUUACAUCCUCGCGGCCGAAGAUGAACACCAGCAAUUGGCAGCCUUUCCCCAUGUCCUUUGUGUCGAGGGCGACCCCAGAACAAUGUGGUUUAACCUUCCGGGCCCGAAAGAGCCUCUAAACACAACAUCGGCGCCCAAGGCCUUCAAAGGAAUGGCCAAGGCGCUGUUGGAGAUCGGCUUUGGAGAGUGCCUGGACGACUAUAGUGAGGAAGACAUCUGGAAGAUUGUCAACAACAUGACAGGGGGGCAAGGUGUGCGCGGGAGCACAAACAACAGCCAGGUGGACACAAUCGACCUCAUCCCCUACGCAGCAGCAGCAAAGAGCUGUCUCCUGUUCUCUCUCCUGUACCGAAAGGAGGUGAAUAGGAUGAGCAUGAGCGGGGGGAGCGUGGAUCCCUGGGCGAUCGUGGAAGAGAUCGUGUAUAGGGAGAUCAUCGCCAAGCUCGACAAUAACUGCGUCAGAGACGCCCCUAUCGGCAGCAUGGGCAGCGUCCUCGAGGCCCGGAGCCGAGCUCAGGAAACUUUAGUGGCCAAAAUACACACCAGAGCCUGCAUCGAUGUCGCUCGGCGUAUUGUCGUGGACAUGCAGCCUACGCAGCAACCCGUGGUGAGAUUAUUUGACGGCUCUAAGCUAGGUGGAAAGAUCGGUGGAGAGAAUGACCAAGGAAAUAGUUUCUUCCUCAAGCUCGACAACUUUAGGGCGAAGUUCGAGCAUUACCUGAGCGAAAGGAGCAACAGCAUUACAUCACCAAGACCUGUUCGCGUAGCCAUUCUGGACACCGGUAUCGACAUGAACAAUGCCGGGAUCGACUUUGAUGGCACGCACAUGAAAAAAGAUUGGUGUAUCAACUUUGUUCACGACCUCCUCAACCCCAGCGCCCCCCUCGACACCAGCGCCUUCCAUGAUCGUGACGGGCACGGCACUCACUGCGCCUCACUUCUGCGCAAAGUUGCGCCCGACGCCGAGAUCUAUGUGGCAAAGGUAUUCGAUAAGAAUCAGUUCGAUUUGACACAGGCAGGCAAUAUUUCCGAGGCAAUCAAGCACUGUGUGACAACCUGGAAUGUCGACGUCAUCUCCAUGUCCUUCGGGCUGGAGCCUCCGGGGUCUUGCGCAUCCAUGGACAAAUGGAGGAGAAUCAAGAAGAACAUUGAAGAUGAGAUUUCGAGAGAAAGGACCAGACUGUUCUUCGCGGCGGCAUCGAACGACGGUAAGAACAAGGCGCGGGCAUUCCCGUCCACGCACCGCGACGUAUUUUGCAUCCACGCCUCGGACAGCGACGGCAAAAGCUGCGGCAUCAAUCCCCGCGCCGAAAAGGACAACGACAAUCUCAUGACGCUGGGCACUGGAAUCUGCCUUCUUGAGGACGACGACUACGUCAUCAAGGAGGGGACAUCGUUCGCCACGGCGAUAGCGGCCGGGAUGGCUGCUAGCAUCAUGCAUCUGACCUCGCGGACGUCGAGGCUGGAGGGGCGGUCGCGGGCGGCGCUCCGAGCCAGAGCAGGUAUGCAAAAGCUGCUGAUGAAUAUGGCGGGGCCGGACAAGAACGAGCUCUGUCCGUACGUGGCCCCAUGGCGGUACUGGAAGGAGGAGUAUUGGGGUUCAAAUCCGCACGGGCUCGAGAAGAUCUGGUGUGAGCUGAACACCGAGUUCAAUGACUUCAGCUGAUCUUGAGCCGGGUGAUAAUGGCCGACGUGCAGGCGCCGUCUGGAAUCUGGAGAUUUUGGUAGAGUCUGCAGUGGUUCUUGGGGCUACAGGGCCUGAAAACCCAUAAGCUACAAACACCGCCAGAGCGCAGCCCGGGCCAGCCAAGCUGAAGCGUCAAAGACAUAGAAGAUGAAGGGAAUAAAUAAAAACAAGAGCACAAAAAUGCCUUCAGAUAGACAGCGAGGUGCCUCUGUAGUACCACAAAAUAGCAAAGGCGAGAGAGAUUGCGACGGGAAAGACGGAUAGUCAACAAGUAGUGUCCAACGAAGUUGUCGAG